AUGAUAUCACAACAAUCAAAAAAGAAGAAUAACAACUUGUAUAAACAUAGUAGCGGUAUUAUAAUACUAUGUUGCUGUUUUGUAUUGAUAUCAGUAUUAAAUGUAGUAUCAUGUGAACAUCAACCAAAACAACAACAACAACAACAACAUAAAAGUAUCUACAAGAAUCACCCAGAUUUAUUAGUUACGACUAAUGAUGAUAGCAAUAAUAAUAAUAAUAAUAAUAAUAAUAUAGUAGGAGGAGGAGGAGGAGAAAAGAAUAAAGAAAACUUUAAAUCUAGUUCAUUGUGUAAGAACUUUCCUGACCUAUGUCAAGAUAAAACUAAAGAUACUACGACGGCCACCAACGUCCAAGAGGUGGUCAAUGAACAGGAUAAGAAUCACAAUGACGAUGAAAUAGUUUCGUCGUCCAAUCAAUACGAUACAAUAAUUCAAUACACUAUAGAAUUACUCGAAAGGAUUGUUAUUGUAGUAUUGAUGGUUGUAACACUACGAAAUAGUUUUAGUGGUUUUGUAACUACUGACAAGAAAUCACGUGAAUCUCAAGAUACUUUGGUCAAAGAACUCAAACUACAAAAGCAACAUCUACCAACGACCAAAAGAGUCUUGUUGGAUGAUCUCUUAACAUUAUUGGAUCAAUCAAAUUUUAGAAUGUUGGAAAAGACUUUAGAUAUUUAUAAAAAACAACAAUCAUCAUCUCAUAAUAAUAAUAAUAAUAAUAAUAAUAAUAAUAAUAAUAAUAAUAAUAAUAAUAAUAAUAAUAAUAAUAAUAAUAAUAAUAAUAAUAAGGAAGAGGAAGAAGAAGAAGAAAAAAGAGUAAUUAAUCAAUGUCAAAAAGUAGUUGAUAUAUACAACAAAAAUAUGGAAUUGAUGGAUCAAUAUGGUGAAAUGAAAAAAGGAAAUCUAGUUGAAAUUGAUACUCUAUUAUCAGAUUCAAAAUCAUUAUUGGAUGAAAUGGAUGAUUUUAAAGAAAUAUUUAAAGAGAAUUGUAAAGAAUUAAAAUUACAAUAUAAUCAAUUGGAAAAAGAACAACAAGUCAUUUCAAAAUUAAAAUUAUUUAUGUAUUCUAUUCAAGGUGGUGAUAAUAAUAAUACUAGUAAUUUAUUAUUGGAUCAAGAUUCUGAUCAAGAUGAUGAAUCAUCUACCUCUACCUCUUCGACUCCUACAACUAUGACAGUUUUCACAAUGGAUCAAUUUAAAGAGACUAUAGGAUUACUUGAAAAUUAUAAAAAAUAUUCAAAUCCUCAAUUGGUUAAUUUAGUAAUAGAAUGUCAAAAUACAACAAUGGAUUAUUUUAAUAGUAGUAAUAAUAAUAAUGAUGAAAAUCAAUUAUCAUCAUUAUUGAUAAAGAGUAAAUCAAAACAAGAUAUUUUAGAAGAAGAAGAAGAAAUUGAAGAAAUUAAAAGAGAUAAUCAACCUACUACAUCUUCAUCUUCAUCCUCUACUACUUCAACAUCAAAAAGAAAUUCAAUUGAUCAAUUAAUAUUAUUAAAACAAAUUAAAAGUAUUGAUGAAUGGAAAAGAUAUAGUUGGAGCUUUCUAGACAACCAAAGACAGCAUAUAGAAAAACUACAACAAAAACAACGAUUGCACCUUGAACAACAAAAACAAAACGAAGAAUUGGAAUUGAAAAAGAUGGCACACGAUCGACAACUAGCCAAUGAAGAUUAUCAACGUAAAAGAGAUGAAAUUGAAAAAGAAAUCAAAAAGACACAAGAGAGAUUAGAAAAUGAAAGGUUACAAUCACAUUUCUAUGCACUUGUUAGAGUUUGUUUGGCAAUCUAUAUAUUGAUAUCUGGGUUUAAAACAAUUCAUAUAGUUACUGCACCAUUUAUCAAUGUUUACAAAUAUUGUAUGGUAAUGCCAACUUUUUCAAUCUCUACUUUUUUAUUUGGUGGCAAUAGUGGCAGCAAAAAUAGACAAAUUAAUCAAUUUGAUUAUUGUUCAAUUCAUUCAAUCCUUACAGUAUUUUAUAAUUUGGCAAUGGCAAUUAUUAUAUUCCUACUGUCAUUGGUAUCAAAUAACAACAAACUAGUAAACCUAGUUAUACUACCAGUAUUUUUAACAACUGGACUUGAAGAAGAAGAAAGAAUGAAUCAAUUAAAUAGAUUAUUUACAAAGAAUUGUAGUUUGGUUGUACAAAAUGUUACAAACACAACAACAUUAUAUAAUAGUUCAAGACAUUCAAUGAUGUUAUUUGGCAAUAGUAGUAGUAGAUCAUAUAUAAAGACAACAAAUAGAUUGGCAGCAUUGACAGCAGAUGCAGCACCAGCAGCACCAUCAACAGCAACAACACCUAUUCCACAAUCAACCAUGUCAUCAACAACUAGCAGUUCUAAAUUGUUCUCGGAAGCCUUUAAAAAGGAGGAAGAGACUAGAGUCGUAUCGAAAAAGGAAGCCAAAAGGCAGCUGAAAAGGCAAAGCAAGUGGAAGAUGAUGCCAUUGUUUCGUGCCAUCACCGGUCUCUCUUACCGUGAAGCUAUUGCUCAAUUAACCUUUGCAAACAUUGGCCCCGCCAAAGAAAUCAGAGGUUUGGUAACUAGUGCUAGAUACAAUGCUGAAUAUUAUAAAAAUUUGAAUCCUGAUAGAUUAAUUGUUUCACAAGUAUGGAUGGGUAGAUCACAUUAUCAAAAAUCAUUAGAAGUAAAGGGUAGAGGUAGAACUGGUGUUCGUUCCAAACCAUUCACUCAUGUAACUGUCGAAGUAAAGGAAAUCGAACAAUCAGACAAUGAAAAGAAGUUGGGUAAAUUUGGUAAGAAACAUUCUACUAUUGAACGUUACAAUAAUCCAUUGGUUUAUUAA
Molecule: messenger RNA, 2802 nt
Organism: Cavenderia fasciculata
Lineage: Eukaryota; Evosea; Eumycetozoa; Acytosteliales; Cavenderiaceae
Exons: 5
Coding region: 1-2802 (933 amino acids)
Biological process (GO): translation; ribosome assembly
Cellular component (GO): mitochondrial large ribosomal subunit; ribosome
Molecular function (GO): structural constituent of ribosome
Source: RefSeq, a predicted model, not a curated record